AUACUUUUCAGUUUUGUCACUCAGGAAAAUUCGAGAAUUCUUAACACUGUCCAUUGCGACGGCUGAAGGAGAAACAUAAGUCGUUCCCUUUCCGAGAAUCGGCGGCAGGUAACCGCAUAGUCAUUUGAUCGAUACGUGAGCCAUGGUGGGACGACGAGUGGUGUCCAAACCCAGCCGGAGCGACGAGAUUUUAGAUCCCGAUCAGCAGCUUCAGAUCGCCGGCCAAGUCAGAGCUCAAUUCGACGCCCUUGCCCCCAAAAGACCCGCCAAACCUAACCGGAGCGAGCCCGAUUCAACACUCCCAAUGCCGGCCGGAGACAUCCCUAUUCCUGAACUUGAAAAGCUCCAAUCCCUCCAAUCGCAAGGCGUAUUUUCAGAAACUGAUAAAGCGGAGCAGGAGGAAUUCGUAGAGACUCACUAUUACGAUGAACUGGUUUCUAUUGACAAGCUGCAUCAUACGACGGGAACUGGGUUCAUAAAGGUGGUGAGGGAGGGUGAUGAAAAUGGAUUCGGGUUUCAGUUGAACAACGGCCAAGAAAACGGCAGCAAUGGAUUCAAAGCUGCAGUGUUCAAGAGUAAUCCUGCAACUAAUGAUUGGAUUCCCAGCGUUGAAGAUCAGGUUCAGUUUUCUUCUUCCAAGCCAAAUCGGAGCGAGGGUGACUAGAUCGCCGGGCGGCUAUGAGUGUACUCUAGGGUGAAUCAGAUUAUUGUGCCAUCUAGCAGAGAAUUUAAAAAAAAAAAAAAAAAAAGUGAAUAAAAAGUGAGAGAUUUGCUUUAAUAUUUAGUACUUAGAUAUGAGUUGGAAUCCCAGCAUUCUCAUUCCUGAUCUGUGGCACCAAAUGGUCUACUUAUAAUGUCGUGUAGGUUAUGUUGUUUGUUGUGAUUGUGUGUGUACAAUGAAAGCUAAUGGUUAUCAAUGAAAUGUGUCUUAGACCCCAGCGUAUUUAUUUGUAGGUUGUUCUACAAUGGUGUCAGCUCAUUAUUAUCUAUGUAAUUAUAUUCUAUUGGAUAUUUCAAAA
This is a messenger RNA of Ipomoea triloba (trilobed morning glory), 1019 nucleotides long. RefSeq lists its product as uncharacterized. NCBI's taxonomy places the organism in Eukaryota, Viridiplantae, Streptophyta, Magnoliopsida, Solanales, Convolvulaceae. The transcript is spliced from 4 exons. Bases 143 to 664 code for a protein of 173 amino acids. The record is from RefSeq and is a predicted model, not a curated record.